UCGAGCCAAAGUGGGCUAGAGUCACUCCAGUUGGGAACGGGGGUGGCCAGGAGCACCCACGAUAGCUGGGAAAGAAACGGGAAACGAACAGGAUUAUAACGGUUACGUCUUUACUGGGAUUAUAAACAAUCACAUGAAAGCUCCGCUUGAUGACAUUGUAGCCCACGAGCUCCUGUACGCUGGCAAUAUUGCGGAGCUGGUGUCCAUGAAUGCUCUGCCCUGCCAUGAUGACAGAUCAGCCCCCCCCACCUCUGGAGGUCACCCCCAUGCUGGCUGAGGUGGCCCUCGUCCCGCACAUGCUCAACGGAGACGGCAUGCAGCAGAUGAUCCUGGUGCAGGUGAACCCAGGGGAGACCUUCACCAUUCGCACCGAGGACGGGCAGAUCCGCUGCAUCACAGGUCCUGCACACGUGCCCAUGGUUUCCCCAAAUGGAACUAUGCCACCCAUAUUUGUGCCCCCGGGGUACAUGUCUCAGGUGGUGGAGGAGAACGGCAUGAGGAAAGUGGUCGUUUUGCCCCACGCCGCUGAAUUCCACCCCUCCAUGCCCCUGCCGCCCCCCCACGUGUCCCCCUAUCUGCCCCACCACCCCGCCAUGCUGCACCACCAUCACAUCUACCCUGGGGAGAUGCCCCCCCACUUCAUCCCCCAGCUCCCGCCCCCACAGGUCUACACUGAGCAAGACGUGGUGUGUCACAGCGCCUCCAUGCCCCCGCGGGACGAGCGCGGGGUUAAGAUGCAGGAGCAGCUGCGCAGGCGGGUGAAGGACCGGCAGCUGAGCACGGCCUGCAGCGCCCCCCGCAUCACCUCCACCCACAGCCCCCCGCCGCCCGCCGCCCUCCACAACGGCCACAGCAAGGCCCCCGCGGCCUCCCCGGGGCCCGGCCGGCCCAGACCCCCCGGCAGGACCCGAGCCUCGCCCCCCUCGGGCUCCGACAGCCCCGACGCCGAGGCAGACACCAGGAAGAUGUCGGAGCUGCUGUCCAGUGUGCACAAGCCCACAGUGUCCGGUCUUACGUCUCGCUCGGCUGUCCUGUCCUGGCAGCAGCCCCGCCUGCCCCAGAAGAACGGAGACGCCCCCCUGCCUCUCAGCUAUGAGCUGGCCUUGUCGCACAGCGGCAGCGAGGGCAACUUCACGCCCGUCUACCUGGGAAAGGACGCCAGCUGCACAGUGCAGGACCUACGGCCGGCCUCGGACUACCAUGUGAGGGUGUGCGCAUCCUGCCACUCUGUGCGGGGAUCUCCAUCAGAAGCCACGGGCUUCACCACGGAGCGUGCGGCCCCUGACACCCCCGGCCCCCCCUGGCUGAUCCUCCGCACCAAGAACUCCCUGUCCCUGCAGUGGAAGGCACCCUGUGACAACGGUUCCAAAAUCACGGCAUAUCUCCUGGAGUACGAUGAGGGAAAGCAGAGCGUCUUUAAGGAGAUUUAUUGCGGACACGCCAAGCAGUACAAAGUCAUCCGUCUCACCCCUUCAACGAAGUAUGCCUUCAGGGUAGCUGCUAAAAACAGCGUAGGAACGAGUGCGUUCAGCGAGCCGCUGUCCUGCAGCACGGCCGGCUGCGCCCCCCCUCCCCCCGCGCCCCCCCGCCUGGCCGCUGCGGGCGUGUCCUGGCUGGCCCUGGAGUGGAGCGCCCCCUGUGGGCUGUCUGCAGACAGCACGUGCACCUACACUCUGGAGAUGGAGGAGGAGGGAUCGGGCUAUGGCUUCAAAGCCAAACACAACGGGGAGGAGCUGUCCAACACCGUUAAGAACCUCCGCAGGAGCACCACCUACAGGUUUCGGUUGUUGGCAGCAAACGCAGAGGGGCGCAGUCAGCCCAGCGCAGCAGUGGAGUUCAGCACCUGUCCUGACAAACCCAGCAGCCCCGGGCUACCGGCAGUGAAGGGCAGAGUCCUGCCAAACAGCCUGCAUGUGUCCUGGGAUGCACCAAAGGACGACGGGGGAUCUGAGAUCACGCAGUAUGUGUUGGAGAUGUGCCAGAGUCAGAGCGGGAGCCAAUGGGAGACGGUAUACAGUGGACUGCAGAGGGAACACGUGUGUGACCGUUUGAGCCCGGGGAGAUGGUACAAGCUGAGGGUCUACUGCCACAGUGUGGGAGGGCAGAGUCAGGUCUCGGACUGCCUGUCUGCACAGACGGCUCCUGUCCCGCCCGGACCGUGCCAAGGGCUGCGACCGGCGGGGAGAGCCAAGCCCUGGGAGAUACCACUCACGUGGGAGCCCCCAGCUCAAGAUGGCGGUGCCCCCGUCUCGCAGUACUCGGUGGAGAUGGGAGAGUCGGCAGAGGGCCCUCACUGCCCGCUGUACCAGGGCGCAGACACACACUGCACCGCCAGCAGCCUGCUGCCGGGGCACACGUACUGCUUCUGGGUGAAGGCGGCCAAUCAGGCGGGGUGGGGACCCUUGUCAGAGGUGUGUGAAACCCCCACAGCGCCUGGUCCACCGGAGCAGUGUGGGCCCCCUGAGCUUGUGGUGAAGACAGCCAACUCUGUGCUGGCCAGCUGGGAGGUCCCAGCAUGCAACGGGGCAGAAGUGAGUGAGUUCAGACUGGAGUGGGGAGCUGCAGAAGGCUCCAUGACGCUGACACACUGCGGCCCCUCCCUUAGUCAUGAAGUGCGGGGGUUGGUACCAGCCACAACCUACUACUGCAGGGUUCAGGCAGUGAAUGUCGCCGGGGCGGGGCCGUUUGGGGACAUCGCCAUGGUGACGACCUCACCCUCAGUGCCUGCUGCAGUGCGAUUGGUGGAGGAGGUCGCGGAGGACACCCUGCCCGGCCCUAUGUCCUCAUGUCUGGCAUUGCGGUGGGAGGAGCCCUGCUGCCAUGGCGCAGAAAUCAGUGGCUACAAUAUAGACUUUGGGGAGCAGCCCCCCCUAUCUGUGGGGAGGAUCAACUAUUUUGUCCUGGAGAACCUGCAGCCAGACACCACAUACAGGGUUCGGGUACAGGCAGUCAACAGCGUCGGAGCGGGGCCCUUCAGCACGGCCCUGAGGGCCAGAACCCGGCCUCUGCCCCCCGACCCCCCGGCGCUGGAGUGUGUGGUCCCGGGGCCCCAGAGCCUGAAGCUGAAGUGGGGGGAGGGCCCCAGCCGGCCCCAGCUAAGCGGGGCCACACAGUACUGUCUCCACAUGCAGGCCAGUGCAGAACGGUUGGUGUGCAUCUACAGCGGCCCCUGCCACACCUUCAAGGUGCAGCGUCUGAGCGAGGCCACGCUGUACCACUUCAGCAUCCAGGCCCACAACGAGUCGGGCGUGGGGCCCCUGUCUCCCGUCUACAGCUUCAGCACUACGCGCUCCCCCCCGCCCCAGCUCAGAGCCCCACGGGUCGAGCUCCUGGACUGGAACCGCUACGAGGUCACAUGGGAGGCCUUGCAACCAAUGAGAGGAGACCCCAUCAUGUACAGCUUGCAGCUGUUGCGGGGGCGGGAGGUGGAGCAGCUGUAUAAGGGCUCCAGCGCUUCCUACGUGUGGCAGUCCGUGGCGCAGGGCAGCGACUGGCGUGUGCGGGUGUCCGCCGGGAGGCAGUGCCAGGACGGGGGCGAGCUGUGGGGGCAGCACAGCCCCAGCGCCACCCUCCCCGCCCCGGCCCCCCCAGAGGACACGCGGGGGGAGCCCGGGGCCACGGCCGGGCACGGAGCCCACCCCAGGAAGGGCGGGGCCCUGACUGACGAACAGUUCGCCCUGCUGCUGCUCCUGGGCUUCGCCACAGUGGCCAUCCUCUUUGCUGUGCUUAUCCAGUACUUUGUCAUCAAGUAGGUCCUAGCCCCGCCUAUGGGAGGGGCACGUAGGGCGGGACAUUAAAGCAGCUCCCCCGAAGCACAUGACCCCACCUGUUCACACUCAAGGGCCUGCUAUAUCCCAGUGAAAAUGCUUUCAGUUUCUUAUUUUCUGGAAUAUUACUAUUAUUAUUAUUAUUAUUAUUAUUAUUAUUAUUAUUAGCUUCAGAGGGGAAUUGUUAUAUUUGUUAUAGCAAAAGGUACUUUUCCUUAUUUUCUAAUUUUCCUCUCUUCCAUGACCAAUUAUGACUGUGAAAACUGUGACUAUAGGGGUUGAGCGUGGGUUUGGAAGUAUGGGGAGAUUUGACAU
Messenger RNA from Conger conger (European conger), 4082 nucleotides. RefSeq names its product fibronectin type-III domain-containing protein 3A-like. The record is from RefSeq and is a predicted model, not a curated record. NCBI's taxonomy places the organism in Eukaryota, Metazoa, Chordata, Actinopteri, Anguilliformes, Congridae. Bases 225 to 3752 code for a protein of 1175 amino acids. Gene Ontology annotation, molecular function: protein binding. The transcript has 26 exons.